Molecule: messenger RNA, 749 nt
Organism: Dissoconium aciculare CBS 342.82
Lineage: Eukaryota; Fungi; Ascomycota; Dothideomycetes; Mycosphaerellales; Dissoconiaceae
Exons: 1
Coding region: 80-691 (203 amino acids)
Source: RefSeq, a predicted model, not a curated record
ACAAACUCAUCCAUGACUGGUACCCAAUUCCCUUAUCAUCCUAUAUUUACGUCGGGAUAGAGACGCACAAACAAUAAAUAUGGGAUCGUCAGCAUCCAAGACGGCCCAAGCCGCAGGCAGCGCAGCACGACGUUAUCCCAGCAAAGCCGGACCCGCGACAAGCAUUCCCAAGCCGACCAACGCAUCACGCGCGACGCCGUCACCGCCUCAACAACAGAAACCGCCAAUGCCUCGAGCGAGCGGCAGUCGCAAUGCCGCGAUCAACGAGGAUGCUUCAGAUCCAGACUUCGCCCGCUCUCUCCGCUCCAUUGGCCCCGUUCAGCCCAAUCCCACACUUUCGCCAUCCUCGAUCUUCCCUUCGACUGGCCAGCCGAACGCAAACCAGAGGUCCGGUCCUGAUCCCCGUCAGAAUCCGGCUUUGUUUGUAUUGGAACGACGAGCCAAACUUCAAGAGCAGGCGGAUCGAGAAGCUAUCGAGACCGGAACCAGAGGCCAUGAAGGCAGGCAGUUCUUGGAAAUGUAUCUCAUCAAGCAGAUACUUCAGGCGAGAGACCAGGCAGGUAAGAAGCCGGAGGAGAUUGAGAGAGCUAUGGGCUUGAAAGCUGGUGUUGUGGCGAGACUUGGAAGUGCUGGAACAGUCGAAUUACCAUCCGAGAUGGGCCGAGCGCAAAAGCAAGUUGAGAUCGUGUAGUGAGGAGAUUCUUCGAAGUUGGAUACCAGUCUCACAGAUGAGCCGUGGUUGAAAGGAC